Molecule: messenger RNA, 3971 nt
Organism: Cherax quadricarinatus
Lineage: Eukaryota; Metazoa; Arthropoda; Malacostraca; Decapoda; Parastacidae
Product: INO80 complex subunit C
Biological process (GO): chromatin remodeling
Cellular component (GO): Ino80 complex
Source: RefSeq, a predicted model, not a curated record
ACUAUUGGUUCCCCAGACUCCGGGAGGUGGGACUCAGAGGCUGUGGCGCCCACAACCCUUAACAACAACAACAAUGGUAACUGAGGAGGUAAUAGAAGAAAAGGAGGAAAAAAAAGCUCCUGUAUUUAAAAACCCAGAAUUUCAGCACACUGCCUUCCGUAGCAGCAAAAAAAGGGGAUGGAGAAAUCUCAAGCAGAUCAUUUCCCUAGAAAGGACAUACACCUGGCCACAUGAUUGUGUUCAUUAUAGCAGUAUAGAUGCUCCUCCUGCCUUCACGCCUGCUAAAAAAUAUUCUGACGUUUCAGGGCUACCAGCUAAAUAUACUGAUCCUUUAACCAAACUUAGAUUUGCUGAUGCAUCAGAAUUCUACAGAGUUCGAGAUCUCCCAAUGGACAUUGUCAAUGGUCUCUUAGAACUCAGGAAGGCAAAUAGUAUUGUUGGAUAAAUCUACUACUAGUUUUAUUUUCAUAUUUAAAAUUUAAUAAAAUAUUUAGCAGUUUUUUCCUGCAUUUGUAAAAAUGUUUGCUUUAUAAAUACUGACAUUAUUUUCCAUUGCAAAUUUUACAUGAUCAUCUAGGUUAAUAAUUUGCUGGAGUACGAAUAUUAUAAUUAAUUGCAGAAACAUACCUGUACAUAGUACAAUUAGUAUGUUUAUGGAGAAGUGUUAAACCCAUGGGGGUUAUACAGUACUUGGGUUAUGAAGAAUAGGAGGCAUUUGGGUCUAAUUCAAAGUGGAGUGUAGCUCCAAAUUCCCUGAAUCAAGAGCCCUUCAGUGGCAUUAAGGCACUUUCAUUAAUAGGACAAUUACAGAAUAGAUGGGAAACAAGGGAUGAGACUAAUUUAUAUGCUAAGUGCAGUCAUUAUGCAUCCUCCAUUAUUAUUACAAUGAAAAUUAAGCACUAAACCCACAAGGGUCAUACAGCACUGCAGGACAGGAUGUGGUAAAGGUUAUUAUUAUUAUUAUUAUCAAAGAAAGUGUUAAACUGACAAAGGUCAUACAGCACUGCGUGGUAAAGAUGGAAUAUGUGAAGAUCAGAGACCAGUGAGGGUUAGGAAUAUGCAAGAAGCAGAGCCAGUAAGGGAAGUGAGAUUAUUAUAAUAAUCAAGGUGGAAGCGCUAAACCCAUAGGAUUAUACAGUGCUUGUGGGGGAGAUAUGGAAGGUAUUCAGGCUUAAUUCAGGGAACUGGAGCACAGAUCCAAUUCCCUAGAUUGAGCCCCCAUCACCAGCAUCAAGGAACCUUCCUUGAAGAGGUAGUGAGGAGAACCAAAGGAAAAAGUAUAAUCAAAUUAGGUGUAAUAAAGCUGUCACUGAAAAAAAAAAGUCAGCGAGUUUUUCAAUGGGCAACUGAGAACAAUAUAUGUUCAAUGAAGACAAAUUCCAACUACUCCAUUAUGGAAAACUGGAGGAAAUAAUAACUAGGACUAAGUAUACUACAAACUCCAAUCACACAAUAGAGCAGAAAAGUAAUGUGAAGGACCUGGGUGUGGUAAUGUCUGAAGACCUCACCUUCAAGGACCGCAACAAUGCCACUAUCACAUCUGCUAGGAAACUGACAGGAUGGAUAAUGAGAAUAUUCAGGACAAGAGAUGCUAAGCCAAUGAUGAUCCUUUUUAAAUCACUUAUUCUCUCUAGGCUGGAAUACUGCUGCAUAUUAACAUCCCCAUUCAAGGCAGGUGAAACUGCAGAACUAGAGAAUGUACAGAGAACCUUUACUGCACGUAUAAGUUCCAUCAAACACCUUAACUACUGGGAGCGCCUGGAAGCAUUUGACUUGUACUCACUAGAGCGCAGGCGAGAGAGAGAUAUCAUAAUCUACACUUGGAAGAUUCUGGAGGGACUGAUCCCUAAUAUGCACACAGCAAUCACCCCAUAUGAAAGCAAAAGACUUGGCUAGUGAUGCAACAUAUCCCCAGUGAAAAGUAGGGGCGUCACUGGUACACUAUGAGAAAACGCAAUAAGUGUCCGGGGCCGAAGACUGUUCAACAGCCUCCCACCAGCAAUAAGGGGCAUUACGGGAAGACCCCUGGUCGUCUUCAAGAGGGAACUGGACAGAUACCUAAAGACGGUGCCAGAUCAACCGGGCUGUGGUUCGUACGUUGGAUUGCGUGCGGCCAGCAGUAACAGCCUCGUUGAUCAGGCCCUGAUUCACUGGGAGGCCUGGUCGUGGACUGGGCCGUGGGGGCGCUGAUCCCCGGAAUGCCCUCCAGGUAGGUAGGGUGUGUGUGUCAUCAAAGGUGGUGUUGUCAGUAUGCAUCUUCUAAUAACUAUUAAUAUUCAGUGUUUUCUGUGAAGAUAGUCAUUUUAAAACUAUCAAAAGUUUGGAGGGACAUCUAAAUCCAAUGGUUUAGUGCUUUAUUUGAUGAUAAUAAUAACUGCUAAACCCAAAAGGGUCAUAUGGUACUGACCCUGUAUUAAAAUAAUUUUUUUCAUGGGAAAGUGUUAAACCCUAUAAAGGGUUGUAGAGUACCUGGGAAAUGCUGAGUAAUAAAGUUUGAUCAAAGGAAUAGGAGUGUGACUAGUUCCUUGUAAUAAGAGCACUUCAUCAAGGCCCUAACCUUGACAGGACAUUAAAGUAAAGACACCUUAAAGGUCAAUUUUCAUUCACUAAAACUGGAUCUUAGUACAAAAACCCCCUUAGGGAGAUUCCUUGAUACCAGUAAGGGGGUUUAUAAUCUAAAGAACUGGAAAUUACUUCCCCUGCCUUGGAUCAAACUUGUCUCCUAUUAUGUUAGGCAUUAUAUGAUGCCUUAGUGAUGUACUCGUUUACUGACGACUUGAACUCAUGACGGCCUCUCUGACCAGUAUGCAUACCUUAAUGAUGUAUAUUAGAGCUGAUUUCCUCUAUUCUGUUUAUUACACUAUACAGCACAAUAUGGUAUAAACAUUUAAAAAUACUAUACCAGAAAUGUUAUAAAUGGUGCAAAGGUGACAUUAAAACAAUAUCAAAGAUGGUCGACACAAACUACCAUUAUAGUAUGUUCCUUACUUAGCGACGAAUUCAUUUACCGAGGUGGUCUUAGGAAUGGAACUCCAUCGUUAUGUGAGGAGAGGCUGUAUUGGAUGGACAGUCCUUGAAGAGAUGCCAAUCAUUUCUCCAUGUGGUAUUUAAGAACAAGUCACAUGUCCAAUACGUAAGCACGAGGGUGCAGUCUCCCUAACCCGACAACAGAGGGUAGACGAUAACCAUAAUUGUAAAUGUGGCUUGAUAAAAAACAAUUGGACGUGGUCCAAAGCUGACCAUUGCUGUUGCAAACAGGUGGUGAGAGAGCACUGAUAAAUAGUCUUGAGUAAAGAAUACCCUUAUGGGAAACCAGAUCUUGCAUAGCUGACUGAACAGAUGAGUCUAUACAUGUAUGUUCAUUGCACUGAACACUGGCAUGUCCAGGGACCCAGCAAAGCAUGACUUCUUUGCACUUCAUAGAAAUGCAACUUAAUCAAAGCUGUAUUCGAUGAUGGGAUGAGGAGAAUUGAAUCUAUGGAUACGUUGUAAUACACUUUGGGAUGAAUGAAUAACAAGGCGGAUGCGGUCGCAAUGUGGAAGAUUGCAUACACUAACUCUGCUGUGAAAAUACUAGCCAAUUGUAAUAAAUGACCUCCAAUGACUUGUUCAGGAAAAACAGCUGUAUACCAAACACCUUCAUGGGAUUUGAAUCAUCAGUAUACAUUGCAAUAGCAUGAGAGUGACACUGGAAGUGAUCAAAUGAACAGUAAUUAACUUGCAAAGUUUAGUUCUUCAUCCUUCUACCAGCAGGCUCUGUACCAUAAAGCACAGGAGGUCCUUGAUUAAAGUUGCUAUGAAUAUAGUAAUUUUUAAGGUGGUCAGUUUUGCCUUUGGCACCAUUGUAUUUACCCAAAUAAUUUACCUUCUUGCUAUUUAGGGGCAAUUGUCAUAGUAUCUAAUCUUUUCUCAUAAAGAAAUAGUAGUGCCUAUGCAAAUCCUAGAUAAAAUAAAGAUUUAAUAAAUUUCAA